Molecule: messenger RNA, 1097 nt
Organism: Carassius gibelio (silver crucian carp)
Lineage: Eukaryota; Metazoa; Chordata; Actinopteri; Cypriniformes; Cyprinidae
Gene: dnajb14
Product: DnaJ heat shock protein family (Hsp40) member B14
Exons: 7
Biological process (GO): cellular response to misfolded protein
Cellular component (GO): endoplasmic reticulum membrane
Molecular function (GO): Hsp70 protein binding
Source: RefSeq, a predicted model, not a curated record
UUGUGUUUUUCAUUGACAGUAUUGUUGGAAGCCUUGCUGAGGAAUGGUACUUCGACCGGGAACAGCACUGCAUUUUGUAGGAAGGCAUCAAAUGAAACUGACCCCAGAUCCCAAACCCGACAUGAGACACAGAAACAGGACUCAGCAGCUGCAGACUUAACAAAAGGAUUUACCAAGGAGCAAGCAGAAGGAGUACAGAGGAUAAAGAAGUGUAAGAAUUACUAUGAGGUACUGGGUAUCAGAAAAGAUGCCAGCGAUGAGGAACUGAAAAAGGCCUACAGAAAACUUGCUUUGAAAUUCCACCCUGACAAAAACCAUGCACCAGGAGCAACUGAGGCUUUUAAAAAGAUUGGAAAUGCUUAUACAGUGCUUAGUAACCCAGACAUGAAGAGGCAGUAUGAUGUCAGUGGAGCAGAGGAUCCCAACAGUUCAAGUUACAAUACUCAUGGAGGAUUUGAUUUCCACAGAGGUUUUGAGUCUGAUAUUACACCUGAAGAACUCUUUAACAUGUUCUUUGGUGGAGGCUUCCCCUCAUCGAACACACAUGAAUUCACUAAUGGCCGAACAUCCAGUCACCAUACGGAUGAAACCAGAAGAGCGAGAGCAGAGGAGAGUGGAGAUGGUGGGUUCUCCAUGUUUAUUCAACUUAUGCCAAUCGUUGUGCUGGUCUUGGUCUCAAUCCUCAGCCAGCUGCUGGUGUCCACACCACCUUAUAGCCUGUACUCCAGACCGUCCACAGGACAGACUGUUAAAAGGCAAACAGAGAACCUGCAUGUGGACUAUUUUGUCACCAGAGAUUUCAAAUCAGAAUAUAAGGGAUCAGCUUUGCUAAAGAUUGAGAAGAGUGUAGAAGAGGAUUAUGUUUCUAAUAUACGAAACAACUGCUGGAGGGAAAGACAGACAAAAACAGACCUACUGUAUGCUGCUAAGGUUUACAGAGACGAAAGAUUACAGCGGAAGGCUGAGCUCAUGACCAUGGAGAACUGCAAAGAGCUGGAUAGAUUAAAUGAUCUGUUCCGUGGAGGAUAAACCUGAAACUAAAAUUAAUGGACAUUUAUGAAAACAAAAUACCAUAGGUAUAAAUGUAAUAUAUAUAU